Messenger RNA from Macadamia integrifolia, 2491 nucleotides. Its product is annotated as L-type lectin-domain containing receptor kinase IV.1-like. Lineage: Eukaryota; Viridiplantae; Streptophyta; Magnoliopsida; Proteales; Proteaceae. Gene Ontology annotation, biological process: protein phosphorylation. The record is from RefSeq and is a predicted model, not a curated record. Gene Ontology annotation, molecular function: ATP binding; carbohydrate binding; protein kinase activity. Gene Ontology annotation, cellular component: plasma membrane. The coding region runs from base 146 to 2176 and encodes 676 amino acids. The transcript has 2 exons.
CACUGUCUACCUGCCUUCAUAGACCAUUCAUUUGACUUUUCUUUUACUGCUACGAACAAAAGCAAUUAAUUCAAUAUGUUGAUACAAAAAGAAGGGAAAUUCCUGCAGAUUCCUAUCAUACAAAAUUCUUUAAAGGAGAGGAUGAAUGACCAUUGGAGAGCAGAAAAAUAACUGGUAUACAAUGUUCCUCAAGUUCGCGGUGUUCUUACUCCUCCUCAGGGGAUAUGUAGCAUCACAGCAAAACGAUAUUGGUUUCACCUACAAUGGAUUUGGAGGAGUUAACAUGAGCUUGGAUGGCUUAGCUCAGAUUACAAGCAAUGGCCUCCUAAUGUUGGUAAACACCACAAGACAACAGUCGGGUCACGCCUUCUACCCUCAUCCGCUUCACUUCAUGAAUUCAUCAACAGGUAGUGUUUUCUCCUUCUCCACUACUUUUGUAUUUGCCAUGUUCGGUAAGUAUGGUGCAGUAGCUGGUACUGGAAUGACGUUCGUGAUCGCACCCUCAACAAAGUUCCCAGGUGCUGUUCCAGCAGGUUAUAUGGGACUCUUCAACAUGACAAACGUUGGAAAAUCAUCCAACCAUGUCAUCGCUGUGGAGUUGGAUUGCUACACAAGUGCGGAGUUCAAUGACAUCAAUGGAAACCAUGUCGGUAUUGAUAUCAACGACAUGAGAUCUGCUCAAUCUGCUCCAGCUUCUUAUUUUAGUGAUCAAGAGAAACGAUAUGUGAACCUGACUCUCUUGAGUGGACAAGCUAUGCAACUUUGGGUGGAAUAUUCUGGUACACAAAAGCAACUUAAUGUUACUUUAGGUCCUUUUAACGCCCCUAAGCCAACAAUCCCACUCUUGUCCUUGAACAGAGAUCUCUCUCCAAUCGCCGUAGAUCCUAUGUUUGUCGGCUUCUCAUCUGGUACUCACACCUUCGAUCUACACCAUUAUGUGUUAGGUUGGAGUUUUAAAAUGAAUGGGAAAGCAAAAGAACUAACACUCUCCCAGCUUCCUAAGCUUCCUCGUUUUGGACCAAAAAAGACACCUAGAAUUGUCAGUGUUGGAAUACCUAUAAUCGUAGUUAUUUUUCUGUUACUCUUCAUCUACCUCAUCAAAUCUAUAGUUAAAACGAAGAAAAAGUUUGCUGAAGUGCUUGAGGAUUGGGAAUUGGAAUAUAGACCUCACAGGUUCAAAUAUAGAGAUCUCUAUAUCGCCACCAAGGGGUUUAAGAACAAGGAGCUUCUAGGAGUCGGUGGGUUUGGUAGGGUCUAUAGAGGUGUACUACCCAGAUCCAAAGCAGAAGUUGCAGUGAAGAGAGUUUCCUACAAUUCUAGACAAGGGGAGAGAGAAUUUGUUUCUGAAAUCGUCAGUAUUGGUAAAUUGCGGAAUCGGAACAUAGUACCACUGUUAGGGUAUUGCCGACGUAAAGGAGAGCUCCUUUUAGUCUAUGAUUUCAUGCCCAAUGGGAGUCUAGAUAAAUUCCUAUUUGAUCAAACAAAAACAAAGAUGACACUCAAUUGGAGUCAGAGAUAUAGAAUCAUCAAAAACGUGGCAGCCGCGUUAUUUUAUCUGCACGAAAAAUGGGAAAAAGUAGUGGUUCAUAGAGAUGUGAAGUCUAGUAAUGUCUUAUUGGACAAGGAGUUCAAUGGAAGAUUAGGAGAUUUUGGGCUUGCAAGAUUAUAUGACCAUGGAACCGUUCCUCAAACCACCCAUGUCAUGGGGACACUUGGUUACCUAGCACCAGAACUUUGUAGAAAUGGGAAAGCAAAUCCAAGUGUGGAUGUGUUUGCAUUUGGUGUUUUCUUGCUCGAAGUUGCUUGUGGUAGGAGGCCUAUAGACCCAAGAGCAUCAGAAGAGUGUGUGGUGUUGGUCAAUUGGGUUCUCUCACUUUGGAGUAAGGGCUUGAUUCUUGAUACUGUGGAUCCAAAAUUGGGAAUGGAUUAUACUGUGCAGGAAAUGGAGGUUGUGUUAAAACUUGGAUUGCUUUGUUCUCACUCAGAUCCAACUGCAAGACCCCACAUGCGACAAGUUGUGAGCUAUUUGGAGGGGGAGGUCCCCUUAUCGGAGCUGUCAUUGCUUGGUCUAAGCACAACUACAAAUGCCAGAACUUUGGUCACUCCUAUUGGUCUUGGUAGCACAGAGAAUCAAUCAUCAUCAGUUGCAGAAUCUGUACUGUCUGGUGGCCGAUGAACUCUCGAUUAUAAUACAGUUUCUAUCAUAACUCAAAAAGGGUCCUUGUACGAUUCAACACGAUUAGAGUCAUCGAGAGGGACAAGAAGUCAUUAUGGUGGCUCAACUACACCAACAACUCAAAGUAAUGGCGCCCAGCCUGGAUCUGCCAAAGGAGAGUCUUGAACCAAGCAUAGGAUCAUGGAUUCAGAGCUUGGUAUUGAAUUGGGGCUCAGCUAUCCUGGAAACUAGUAUGAUAUUAAUAUGGAUUGGCACAUAUCAACUUGUAUCAAAUGGUUUUGCCCUUCUUUUCUUAUAAAAUUAAAAUUUUUAUUA